Molecule: messenger RNA, 1510 nt
Organism: Thlaspi arvense
Lineage: Eukaryota; Viridiplantae; Streptophyta; Magnoliopsida; Brassicales; Brassicaceae
Source: the annotation of a GenBank genome assembly
GAAAGUCAACCAGCGAAGCCCAAUACAACUAUACAAGGAAAGAGAUGAUUUUCAUUAAAAAUUAAAAAUCAAAAAGACAAAAACCAAACAGGCAAAAAAACUUAAGUCUACUUCGUCGUCGUCUUCCACUAAUUUUCUGGUUUUAUCGAAGACUUUUGUACAAGUACAUUGCAGACUGUCAAUAACCCUUUCGUCACGGUAUUACUUCAAGCCGCGUACUGGUAGACUCCAAAAGAUCCUUCCUUUAUGGUUUUUGGAAUCUGGGUUCUCCGAUUUUGAGGGUCUUGAAAUCUUGAAAACGAACAUCUGGUUCUCUCAUGGCGAGGUUAUGUUGCUUCGGUUCUUCAGACUACGAUCUCAUUACUGGGAGGGCUUCAACUAGUUCUGGUAAAGGGAAAAACAAUGAUGGCGAGAUAAGAUUUGGUUACAGCUUAGUGAAAGGAAAAGCUAAUCAUCCAAUGGAGGAUUAUUACGUUUCCAAAUUCACUAAAAUCGAUGGUAACGAGCUCGGUUUGUUUGCUAUCUACGAUGGUCAUUUGGGUGAACGUGUUCCUGCUUAUCUACAGAAACAUUUGUUCUCCAAUAUCCUUAAAGAGGAGCAGUUUUGGUAUGAUACUCACAGAGCAAUAAUCGCUGCCUAUGAGAAGACAGACCAAACCAUUCUAUCACAUUCUGACUUAGGCCGAGGUGGCUCAACCGCUGUAACCGCUAUUCUGCUGAAUGGACGGCGUUUGUGGGUGGCAAAUGUAGGCGAUUCCCGGGCGGUUCUAUCUCGAGGAGGUCAAGCAAUACAGAUGACUAUAGAUCAUGAGCCACACACUGAAAGAUUGAGCAUUGAGGAUAGAGGAGGCUUUGUGUCAAACAUGCCUGGGGAUGUCCCUCGUGUUAACGGGCAGCUAGCUGUUUCUCGUGCUUUCGGGGAUAAAAGCCUCAAAACACAUCUACGGUCAGAUCCAGAUGUUAAAGAUUCAUCUAUAGAUGAUCAGACAGAUGUUCUUGUUCUUGCUAGUGACGGUCUAUGGAAGGUAAUGGCUAACCAAGAAGCAAUUGAUAUUGCGAGAAGAAUCAAAGAUCCAUUAAAAGCAGCGAAAGAACUAACAACUGAAGCACUGAGAAGAGAGAGCAAAGAUGAUAUAUCUUGCAUUGUCGUGAGAUUAAGGUGAUGAAAGAUCUUUUAAAACCACCAAGAAUGAAAUAUUUUAGAGAUGGAAGAAACUAAAUAAAGAAGUUUGAUAAUGAAGAGUAGAAGAUGUAAAAGGUUUUUUUUUAUUUCUAUUUUUUACUUGCUUUCUGUGUUUCCUCUGCUGUAAAAUUGGUUGAUCGUUUUUUCCGGAUGUUUGGUGAUUUGAUUUGUUUGAUUUGUGGUUUGUGUAAGUGAAAAGGAGAAUCAUAUGAUUUGGUGUAUAAAAAACAACUUAUCUUCUGCUUUGAUCUGAGAAGAUUACUACAAGUGGGAGAGAGUGUAUAUAAGCUAUGUGUGCUUCUUGAUCUCUGCUUUAUAAUAGUCCUC